CGAUUCUACGCAGAGAAACACCCACCCUGUUACGCCGCAGUAAAUCCUUCAAUGACUGACACAAGCGAGAGUGCCCUUGCUUCUGUCUCCGCAGGUGCGUUAACAGCAAAUUCAGGACAGCGGUCUCGGAACCAAGCAGCUUGCGAUGUCUGCAGAGCAAGGAAAAUCCGGUGCACGUAUGAUGCUAACUGUCAUCGAUGCCGAGGCUGCGAGUUUCUAAAUGUCAAUUGUACCCAUGAACGUCCAAGAAGGAAGCGCGGACCUCCAAAUAAACAUGCACAAAAAGCUCCAAGGGAGGUUAUAGGGUCACCGGGAAUCCAUUUUCCAAACAACGUUACCAUCUCACCAAGCGAAAGCAAUAAUGGCUGCCAAUCAAUAACACCACUUCAAAGUCCCGAGGCUGUUGGCUAUAUGAACCGUUCCGCGACUUGCAUUUGCUCAGGACUCAGCAGCAAGUGGCUUUCCGCGUUUGCCCCGGAGCCGAUCAUUAUGCGUCUGCUAGAGGACUGGUUCAAUGUGAUCCACCCUCUAGCUCCGAUCUUACUCCGUCGCCAAUUCCUCCAGCGCCUUCAACAAGGGGUAGCUGACGUUGACGCCGAGUUCUGUGGGCUUGUCAUCAGCGUAUGUGCAGCCACCAAAGCGACACUGCCGCGGGGUGACUAUGGACCAGUGACUGUAGAUUAUUGCGUUGACUUCCUUGAUGCUCACGGACUACUCAAGAGUCAAUUUACCCGAGACUCUUUUAGCAUGGACAGGUGCAUCGCCUUGUACAAUAUCGGUACAGCGAUGAGCGCCACCACAAAAUCGGGGUUGAGCAGCAUGCGCGCCUAUCACGCUUUGAGCGAGGCAGCUGCAGGGGCCAGGUACUUGGCAUAUUAUUGGAUACACGAGCACGAUGAGGCUGAACAGCAGCUCUUGAGAAGACUCAUCUGGCUAUUAUUUGCUAGUGCGUGUAGUGCGGAUAUUUUCGGAAGACUACCCAUCAGUCUAUUGAGCCAAGAUCGCAUCGAGACCUUUCCAAGGCCGCUCCCUCUUUCAGAUAAUCAGAUGGGACCAAAAGCUCCAAACAGCUGUCACGAGCCACCUUGGCACGGAGAUGACACCACUUAUGUUCCAGGACUAAACUCGUUAAGCGACUUGUUUCUCAUCUGGCAAGAGGUGCAGCAAGUUCCCGAGGGUACGAAACCACAAAUUACUAUCACGAGAUAUCUUGCAAAGAUUCAACAGGUUCUGGAUAAUCUCCCGCCCGAGCUGCGAUGGCGUGGUGGUUUGUCCCGCCCCACCAACGUCACAGAAGGACAUGACGUUCAAAUCGCCAAUUUAUUUGUGACAAGCCUCAACAUUCGCUCCAACAUUCUUCAGAAAUUCGGUCCCACAGACAAAAGCGCAGAAGAUCACCAGAAAAUUGUAGACGACCUAUUAGAGAUCCUGUACCACCUUCCCCGCGCUGUCUUUGAUGCCAACGGCAGCAGCCUCGUCCCCAAGAUUCGGGACAUUGGAGCAGCCUACCUCGAACAGUUGGGGAGCGGCUUGGGGCAAGUGGAGAUAGGAGAUGCGAGAAUUAAACUUGAGCGAUUACUUCGGAAGCUGGAUGAUCUAGACUGUUGGCAAGGAAUUGGUGUGCUUGAUACUCCGCCUUUGAGGGUAGAUAUGUGACCUCAAUACCAACACC
This is a messenger RNA of Fusarium verticillioides 7600, 1672 nucleotides long. RefSeq lists its product as hypothetical. Bases 52 to 1656 code for a protein of 534 amino acids. Gene Ontology annotation, cellular component: nucleus. The transcript is spliced from 4 exons. Gene Ontology annotation, biological process: regulation of DNA-templated transcription. Gene Ontology annotation, molecular function: zinc ion binding; DNA-binding transcription factor activity, RNA polymerase II-specific. The record is from RefSeq and is a predicted model, not a curated record. Lineage: Eukaryota; Fungi; Ascomycota; Sordariomycetes; Hypocreales; Nectriaceae.